Molecule: messenger RNA, 2047 nt
Organism: Acipenser ruthenus (sterlet)
Lineage: Eukaryota; Metazoa; Chordata; Actinopteri; Acipenseriformes; Acipenseridae
Exons: 2
Coding region: 431-1078 (215 amino acids)
Source: RefSeq, a predicted model, not a curated record
UCAUUUUAUUUUUAAACUCCAGUGAGUAAUGAAUAAGGUCUGUCGAACUUCAAAUACCCAAAUCGUCGAUGUGCCACACCUAUACUGCAGAUGUGCUGACGGCAAACUCUGGCUAUCCUUAAAGUAAAGAAUCAGCAGUAUUCUCAUGCCAAGGAUCCUGUUGGACAUAUGGAACCAUUUAACACAAAAGCUGGGUUGGAGCAACUACAAGUAGAUGGUUUUAACUGAUCUAAACAUCUUCCAUACUUAAUCUGUUAUUGUAGUCAAACGAUCUUCCAUCUUUGUUAUGCUGUUGAAUUAACGCUGAUUGAAAUGUAGACAUUGUUUUUUUAGCUGAGCUGUUACCCUGGUGAAAUCACAAACAGACAAUUCUAGACAAUAUGUGGACUGGUUGCCUGGAACAGAGUUUUUAAGAACACCAUAAAGCAGAAUGCAACCCACUGUUAAAAUCAGCAAGUCAGUCCUGCUGUGUCUUAUAUGGAUAUCGAUACCCGCUCUGCUGUUGAGUGAGUUCAAACUGGCCUACGUGACAGACUUCAGUCUUUACAACUGCACCUGCAUUAGGUCCCUGUCAGUGUGUGGCCGCAUUGACCCUGGAGAAUGCGACUGCAAUGCUUUCUCAUUCUCCGUGCUGCACCGUUCUACCAGCGACAGCGUCCUCAACGAGAAGUGCAUCACGGUCUGGUACACUUCCCCCGGCAACGUGGCUCUCCUCCUCAACAAUUCUGAAGUGCGGCACUUGUCUCUUGUCAAAUGCGAUUCCACAGGUUGGAAACCAAUUCUAUAUGAUUACUUCACUGUACAAAGACUGGAAAGACUCACAGUCUCGUACCGUAACCGGUAUGCAGAUUUUACUAAAGCUAUUGAACUUGGGCGGCAAAGGCUACCUGGAGCUCAUGAUGAUGAAGCGAGCAUGGCCGUCAUCCAUCUAUCUGUCCUGGCUGGACAACCAACCUUGAAGGCCUUCACAGUUCAGACAACUGGCCAGAGCAACGGCAGCUUUCCUUUCCCAAACUUGAGCAUGGCCCAUUCGUAUCUGUCAGACACUUCGAACAGGUUUAUAACUUUUGUCUACUAGCGCAGCGGUUUUCAACCUUUUCAUCUCAAGUACCAGUGUUUCCAGCAGGGACGACCAGAUGUACCAGUAACUAUGUGCAGUCUUAAAUGGCUAUUGUAAAACAGACCUACCCCAUUACAAACGUGUUUUUUUUUUUUUCUCUAACUAUCACCGAAGAUGUGACAGCUUAAUCUGAUUAUUUGAGUUCACCACAAACAACACAGAGUGGCUGCUUUGGUUCCCCACAAACAGAUUGAUACAUUACAAUAGUGCAAUUAAGUGAGUAUUGUGGUUGAGGAAUCAUAUCAUCAUAACUGCCAGUGCGUACCAGUUGCAAGCCUGUCACGUACCACAGGUUGAAAACCACUGUACUAGACUAGUCUAGUACUUCAAAGUAUAAAAAUGUUCAUAAAAAUGUUCAGCAGUAAAAAAACUACAUUCGGUAAACAAACACUGUCUUCAGUGUUGUGUUCGAUUUUUUGGUAAAGUGGUAUUUUUUCAUAUAAAUUCAUGAGUUCAGUUUGUCAUUGACUGUGCAGUCAGUUGUUGCUCUUUUUUGUUCUUUAUAAACAACUUAAAUAAAGAUGUUACUUAACUACUUGUCGCAAUUCCAGUGUAAAAAUUAAGACUUUUUAGCAUCCUUUAACAAAGGAUUGAAAUCUUUAAAAAAAAAAAAAUAACUAAGUUUAUAGUUUUAUCCUCCUGGGUGGCCAAAAGUUUGACUGAAUUAAUUACCAGAGUACUGUUCCUGCACAGCUUUGACCUAGACCUUUUCAACAGAAAAUAUAUUUUUUUUCUCGUUUUUUUAUCUUCUUUUUAGAUUUAAUUACUUUUAUGUUAAAAUGUUAAUGUCCUUUAAAAUAGCCUUUUUUAAGAUGUAUUUUAAGUAUUUGACGUAGGCAUUUUACGCAUAGAGUAGGCAGGGAAGCAGUGCAAAAAAAUAUCCACUAGAAACUGUCCUCGGGGCAUCAGAUGAUUCUAAAGGGUUAG